CAAUUUUGUUACAGGUCCGAAUAUAUGGAAUAGUUUCACUGGUUUGAAAUUCGCAGGGAAAAGUUUGAGUGCAAGUAGUUGGUUAAGGUAUCUGGACUCAGAUAGCUGUUCAGAUACUUUCCGGUCUACCCAACUGACUGUAAUUUAAUGAAUGUAAGGCUGCACCCACGUGGUUUGACCGUGGAGACUGCAGAUUCUUUUGUUCAAAAUCAAUCAAAAAACGAGGAAGACGGACAGACACGAGAGAAGCAUCAGAAUCAGGAAACCAGUCGGUCGUUUACCAUCUUCCAACUUUAUUUACGGCAUCAUAAAGUUUACUUUAACUUUUUAGUUAACUUAUUAGCUAGAAUCCCUAUUACAGAGGAGAAAAAAACUUUUUCAUCAGCAUAUUGCGUUCAAGAAAAUCUAAGCUGAAAUGCCCCGCAAGAAGGUGACCGAUGUCUCAGGGAACGGAGGAACAAAGAGGAAGAGAGCAGGAGGCCGUAAGAAAGACAGGGAGUUCAGCAGUGAUGAUGAGUUUGAUGACUACGACCAGGAGAACACAAAGAAACCAGGCAGGACUGUCUCCAAGUCGGGCCUGCAACCAGUCACUGUGGCCGACGACGUAAAAGAAAAGAUUAACCUCGAACUUCCCAAAGUCAAAGGUCAGCUGGUCAUUUUUGGAGCCACCAACUGGGACCUGAUUGGAAGAAAGGAGGUGCCAAAAGCGCAAGCUGCUUACAGGCACCUGGGCCAGAACCUGUGGGGGCCCCAUCGCUAUGGAUGUCUGAAUGAUGUGCAGGUCAGCUGUGUCGUGGCGGGGCCCUGCGCGGCUCACAGCCUCCUCAUCACCACAGAGGGAAAACUGUGGAGCUGGGGUCGUAAUGAGAAAGGCCAGCUGGGACAUGGGGACACCAAACGCUUGGACUCUCCCAAACUGGUGGAGGCUCUCGCCAAGGAGGUGAUCGUAGCUGCCGCCUGUGGACGAAACCACACUCUGGCUCUUACAGAAAAUGGUUCGUGCUACUCGUUUGGAGAGAACAAGCUCGGACAACUCGGUCAGGGCAGUCAGACCGAUGCAGUUCUCAGCCCAGCCCCAGUGCAGUACAAUGGGCAGCCCCUGGUCAAAGUGGCAUGUGGGGCAGAGUUCAGCAUGGUUGUGGACUGCAAGGGCAACCUCUACUCCUUCGGAUGCCCUGAGUAUGGCCAGUUAGGGCACAAUUCAGAUGGUAAGUUCAUUGCUCGUGCUCAGCGCAUCGAGUUUGACUGUGAGCUCAUCGCUCGGCGGGUAGCCAUCUUCAUUGAGAAGACAAAGGACGGGCAGGUGCUGCCUGUGCCCAACGUUGUAAUUCGGGACGUAGUCUGUGGUUCCAAUCACACCCUGGUGUUGGACUCCCAGAAGCGAGUGUUCUCCUGGGGCUUCGGAGGCUACGGACGCCUGGGACACACAGAGCAGAAGGAUGAGAUGGUGCCACGUUUAGUCAAGCUCUUUGACUUCCCAGGCCGUGGGGCCGCUCAGAUAUUCAGCGGAUAUCAGUGUUCCUUUGCUGUUAGUGAGAUGGGGGGUCUCUUUUUCUGGGGAGUGACCAACACCUCUCGAGAGUCCACCAUGUACCCCAAAGCUGUGCAGGACCUGUGUGGCUGGAAGAUCCGCACCCUCGCCUGCGGGAAGAGCAGCAUAGUCAUCGCUGCCGAUGAAAGCACCAUUAGUUGGGGUCCCUCCCCCACCUUUGGAGAACUGGGAUAUGGAGACAACAAGCCCAAGUCUUCCACCACAGCCCAGGAGGUGAAAACCAUGGAUGGGGUAUACUCAGAACAGGUGGUGAUGGGCUACGCACACACCUUAAUAAUCGCCCGCCAGGAGUCCGAGCAGGAAAAAGAGAAGCUGAAGAAGCUGCCAGAGUACAACCCCCGCAUGCUCUGAAUGAGGUGGACACCCUCAACCUCAAUUUUGUGUCUUCUUUUUGUUUUGGUUCUUCUCUCCCCCAGAAGCAGUUGAUUCUGACCAAAGGGCCAGCAGCCCCAGGUCACUUGUAUAGUUAAUAAUUGGGUCGGUACAGGGAGGGAGGGUUAUUUGUUAGGACAUCAGUUACAAAACUUUGGCAACAAAAAGUUAGAUUUCCGCUUCAGUCUGACUCAAAUCUGGAGAAAGCAAUGCUGCAAUAAGUGGUAUGAAAUAUACUGGACAUCAUGUAUCGGAGGUGUUUUUUUCCUACCAGCAUUCGUGUGUGUGUAAAGCCGCUGGCUACCGCUGGGAAAUCCAGCCGGUUCCCUCCAAACGCUUAAUACUCUCAGUGGAUCCCCCCCUUUUUAUUCCCUUCUUCUACAUUCCUAAUAGAAUUCCAAACACAGCAUUCUAGUUUUUGUCGUCCUCUGUUUUUGGUCCUUUACCGUCACGUGUAGUCUUGAACGUUUUUGAAUUUUGAAUCGGUGUCUCCCUUUUUCAAACACACGGUGCUACAUUGUAAAGACAGUCACGAGGCAAAAAGUCCUCAGCUGGGAUCACUCAAAAGACCAACACUCCAUAUUUGUGCCUUUUAUGUGAUGUAUUUAAGGGUAUGGCUGUUUGUGUUGUCCCAAAGACACAAUGUUUUACUAAAGGUGAAAUAAAUUCAGUUGGCAAUGAUGGUUUGUUGGUUAUUUAUUUGUUUUCCUGUGCUUCGAAACAUUGUCCCUGUGUCUUGUCGAUCAGUUUGUGCAAUCUGGGUGAAGGCUUGAUUUGACACCUUUGUCUAUCCCCCCCCAACUCUGUCUGAACUGGGUUUGAACUCUCAUUGCUCAGUUAUUUAACACCUGUUAUUUAAGUGCUUUGUUUGAGGUUGCAGUUGAUGGUGAUGGCCAAUGAACGAAUAUUCUGAAAAAAUCCAGGGAUAAAGUACAGUUUUACUGUUAGCUUCCAUUAAAUUGUUAUUCAUUUGUGUAUGUCCUGGGGUUAUUACAGUAUGUUUAUUCCUUUUUCAAUUUGUAAAACAUCUUGUUUUUCAUGAAAAUGUCAAAUAAAGAUUAAUGUAAAUUGCUUACA
This is a messenger RNA of Clupea harengus (Atlantic herring), 3001 nucleotides long. It is a transcript of the gene rcc2, whose product is annotated as regulator of chromosome condensation 2. Gene Ontology annotation, cellular component: membrane. Gene Ontology annotation, molecular function: small GTPase binding. Lineage: Eukaryota; Metazoa; Chordata; Actinopteri; Clupeiformes; Clupeidae. Gene Ontology annotation, biological process: negative regulation of GTPase activity. The record is from RefSeq and is a predicted model, not a curated record.